This is a messenger RNA of Penicillium lagena, 1158 nucleotides long. RefSeq lists its product as uncharacterized. NCBI's taxonomy places the organism in Eukaryota, Fungi, Ascomycota, Eurotiomycetes, Eurotiales, Aspergillaceae. Bases 1 to 1158 code for a protein of 385 amino acids. The transcript has a single exon. The record is from RefSeq and is a predicted model, not a curated record.
AUGGCACCUCUCCUUCAUCUGGCCCUCUUCGCCACAAUUGCCAGCCUCAUUUCUCCAGCCCGUGCAUGCACCGCCGACGAGGAAUGUUCUCUCAACGGUGUCUGUGCCAACAACGCCUGCGUCUGUGAUCCCGGCUGGGUAGGAUCCGACUGCGGUAGACUAGACGUCCAAGCCGGGCCACGCGCUAAUGGGUACAAUCUCACCGGCGAGGGCACAUCGUCGUGGUGCAAUGGCAUCAUCCGCGAUCCUGAGGACCCCGGUCUUCACCAUCUGUUCGUGUCCGAGUUCACGGACGACUGCGGACUGGACUACUGGUCUCCCUACAGCCGCAUUAUUCGCGCCGAGUCCACCACCGGCCCGAUUGGUCCUUACACAUUCAAGCAGGAGAUUGUGCCUCGAUUCGCGCAUAACCCAACGGUGGUCUGGAGUGAAGCAGAGCACAAAUACCUGCUUUUCAACAUCGGUUGUCCCACCCACGUUGCAUCGGGCUGCCAGAGCGUGAAUUUCACCUGUGGCCCUGGCAAUUCUCUCAAUGGCGAGAGCGGCAUUAGUGCUUGGUCGUCUGGCAACCUCCGGGACUGGGAGCCGCAUGGUCAGGUUCUUCGCGGUUUAAACAGCAAGGUCUGGGACGCGGACACGACGAAUCCUGCGCCGAUGCAUUAUCGGACUGGAUCUGACCACUCCGAUGCCUUUAUCCUGGCAUAUCGCGGCUGCGGGGAUGAUUGCUACAGCACAGAACUCAUCAAUAUCGCGACGGGACCCGAGUACGACGGACCAUAUACCCGUUUGCACCCACAGAGACCUAUUUUCUCCGAGCCGAGUGAAGACCCAUUCAUCUGGACAGACAAGCGCGGCAACUUCCACAUGCUGGUCCACUCCUUACUCCCCGACGCCGGGUUUGGAAGUGGUCCUAAUGUGGGACGACAUGCGUAUUCCAGGCAGUGGAAUGGGCCGUGGACGUUCAAUACACAGACUGUUGCGUUUAAUACGACAGUUAAUUUCGAUGAUGGGUCGACUAUUGACUAUUACCGACGAGAGCGGCCGAACAUCUUUUUCAGUGAGGAUGGCAAGAUGACUCCUUUGUUUUUGUCGACUGGUGUGCAGGAGGUUAAUUCGUCGGCAAGCUAUUCGUUGAUUCAGCCCAUUGGGCGCGAAUAG